This is a messenger RNA of Rhodotorula toruloides NP11, 2436 nucleotides long. Its product is annotated as fungal specific transcription factor. Gene Ontology annotation, molecular function: DNA binding; zinc ion binding. NCBI's taxonomy places the organism in Eukaryota, Fungi, Basidiomycota, Microbotryomycetes, Sporidiobolales, Sporidiobolaceae. The transcript has 7 exons. The record is from RefSeq and is a predicted model, not a curated record. The coding region runs from base 1 to 2436 and encodes 811 amino acids. Gene Ontology annotation, biological process: DNA-templated transcription.
AUGUCGCUCAAUUCGGCGCAACCUCCCACGGCCCCGCUUCCCUCCGUCUCCCCGCCAAACCCGUCUCUACCGCAUCUCUCGCCUCCAACCUACUCUCACCCUCACCAUCACGGUUCACUCGCGGUAUCGGCUAUUGCGGAAGUCGAUGCGAUGCGCACGACAAUCGAUGGCUUGCGGACGAGACUUGCGGGACUUGAGGGAAUUCUAGCGACGGUGCUCGGUGGGCACGGCAGGACAGCCCCUGCCGUAAAACCAGCUAUGAAUGCUACAGGGGGAUAUGGCGCGCCGACUUCAACGCCCAGUUUCGCAGGUCCUGCUCUAUCGGCGCACUACCUGAACGACUACGCCCUCGCUUCGCCCUACGCCUAUCUUCCCUACCAGUCCGCACCGUCUCCUGUCCCUCUUGCACGGUCCUCAUCAUCGAAUGGGUCCGCAUCGAAUAGUGUGCCUCAGCCUUGCACCACCGCGACGCAUUCCUCCUCGACUACCGCCAUCGACCCUCCCGCUGGGGCCGGUCUUGCUUCUACAACUUUUGAACACUCACCUAGCUUCAGCCACUCGCGUCCUGAGCUGCGCGAAGAAGAAGUCGCGGCGAGUCUGAGCCUGGAGUGGAUGGCGCUCGGUCGUACGAACGCGGCGAGCUUCCCGCAACAGUCCCCGCAAGCUGCCACGGCCCGCCUCGGCUCGCCCGCAAGCGACAUGCCCUCUUCAGUCUUCCCUUUGCCCUCCGACACAACGCCCGUCCAUCCCCUUGACCAAUUCCCUACUCCCGCCUCGCUCGCCGAAAUCCUCCCGCCAGACGACGAGCUCGAACGCAUCGCACACCACGCUCUCGAAUGGACGAACUGGCUUCACGCUGCGAUCCACGGCCCAACUUUUCGAGCGGAGGUGCAGGAGUUCCUUGAGGCGCCGCGAGAAGGACGUCUCGAUAGGGCCGAUCCUGCCUGGCUCGCUCUGCUUUUUGCUCAGCUGUGUUGCGGCGUCAAGCACAUGACGGAGGAGCAUCUCAAGUCGCUCGCAACGUCGGGGCUGAACCAGCACGAAGCCGACGCACGGUCGAAGCAGUAUCUCGAAGCCGCCCUCGCCUGUCUCUACCGAAGCCACUUCCUCGUCGACCGGCAACUCCACGCCGUACAAGCCAUCGUCGUCCUCGUCGUCGGCUGUCAAGACGGAACUCCCUCGAACCUCUUCCCGACGCUCCUCUCGCUCGGCAUCGCUCUUGCGCAAGAUCUAGGUCUUCAUCGCCUACCGUCCGACGAAGACUUUGCUGCUUCGAUCGCAGGGAUGCCCAAAGCCGGUCGGGCGAGAAGUCUUGUCGAGUUCCAGACGAAAAAGAGGGUUUUCUGGUCGCUCGCCUGCCAGGACUGGUUCAACAUCGUCUACCGCCGGACCACGGCGAUCCAACCGACGCAGGUCACAACGCCGCUGCCUUCGAACGCUCACGACGAAGACUUGUUGACCGGCACGCUCAUCAAUCGCCCUCCCAACAAGUUCACGGUCGCCGGCAAAAUGCUUGUCUGGAUCCAGGUCGCUCGUCUCGUCCAACAGGUCUUCCAGCACAUAGACGAGAACCCGAACCCAUCCUACGCCGUCGUACUCGACCUCGACGAGCAACUGAAGCGGCUACUCGCGAACGCACCCGCUUGGCUCACCUCGAACGCUGUUGAAGACCCGAACCUCCCGCCCAAUGCCGACUGGUUGCGCACGACUUUCAUCAUCUCCAGCUCGCAUAAGACGUUGACGCUCCAUCGCAACUUCUUCCGGCGAUUCGAGCCGUCUCGGCGCCGGACGCUUGAGGCGAGUCGAGCGAUCUUGAGGGAAGCGGCGAAGGUGGGAGACACAAGGAUGUGGACGAUACCCUAUCAUAUCAGCGCAGCAGCAUCGUUAGUCUGCCUCGACCUGUUCCAGCGCAUCUCGCCGCCCGCCAUCCUCGUCGCCGAGCGAGAAGAGGUCGUCACCGCGCUUGACGCCCUGCGCCGCAUGUCGUCGUUCUCAGCCAUCGCAAGUCGCGGUGCAGCGCUGCUGUCGAGCCUCUUGCUCGAGGAGAGCAGGCUGCCUCCGAUCGCGGUGCCCGCGCGACAAGCAGACGAGGGCGAGGAGCGACCGUCGAAGAAGCAGCGGACCAACUCAGCACCGACGCCAGCAACGGCGGAUUCAGCGCAGACGCCACAUUCCGCACCCGCCGUCUCAUCCGCCUCGCUCGCUCACCUUCUCGCGACUCCUCCUGCUCCGCCAUUCGCAUUACCGUCCGGCAUCGUCGUUGCGUCACCUUCACCAGCAUCGCAACCCGCAUCGUUCUCCUCGGUAGCGUUCCCUCCACCCCAAGCCGGGUUCGAGCCGAACAUGCUCGGACUCUUCGACGACCUGCCGCCCUCCUUCAUGAGCGCAUUUCUCGAGGCGGGUUUCGACCCGCUAGAUGGUGGAUGGGAAGUGUAG